AUGAAAGCGAUAAACUUAAGCGAACCGCUUCCAGCUCCUUUUCAAUUCGAAACUAUUAUCGAUAAGGAAGAUGUGAAACGAUUCUAUCGGAAUUAUUGGCAUUAUUCAGUCUACAUUGCUACCAUCUACCUGAUAACCAUCUACUUUCUUCGUGAAUACAUGAAGACCAGACCUGCCUUCGAACUCAAACGUGCAUCUUUCGUUUGGAAUGGGAUCCUUGCGCUAUAUAGUAUCAUCACGACUGUAAGAGGAUUUCCAGGAUUCCUGUUUGCAUUUAGUCAUUACCCGUUUUAUCAUAUCGUUUGUGAUAAGAUGCUUACGGAACAAUCUCCACAGUUCAUAUUUUGGGGUACAUUAUUUCUGUUUUCAAAAGUAUGGGAAUUGGGAGAUACUGUUCUAAUUGUACUGAGAAAAAGAAAUCUGAUGUUUCUGCACUGGUAUCAUCAUGUGGCAACUUUAAUCGGAAUGUGGCACGCUGCAUAUAGGGAAGCAUCUUUCGGAACUUUACUAAGUUAUACAAAUGUUUUCGUGCAUUCGUUUAUGUACAGUUAUUUUACUCUAAAAUCAAUCGAUGUGAAGAUUCCUGUUAAAUUCGCCAUGUUCAUCACGGCCAUUCAAACAUUACAGAUGUUAUUCGGUGUUCUUCUUUCAUUCUGGGUAUAUUGGCUUCACGUAAAUAAUUAUGAAUGUGACACGCCUAAAGAUGUUCUCGAAACCGGUUUCGUGAUAUAUUCAUCAUAUUUAUUCUUAUUUAGUUACCUGUUUUAUAAUUCUUACAUUAAAUCUCGUUCAAAAAAGAAACAUGAAUAAGCAUUAUGAUGUAAUCAUAAUUGUAAAUAAUAUAUACAAAUUGUUUACUUAAAGAUAUUUAAAGAAUUAGAUAGAUAUAACUGUUAAAAUUCACAUUUAGUGUUAGAAAUGUUCCAUAAAUGAAGGACAUUUAGGCCUAACGUACAAAAACUAGAAAUUAUAAUAUAUAUCUUAAUACAAUUUAUUUUGAUUUUUUAAAAAUUUUAAUAUGAAGUAUUUGAAAUGUGUUUUUCUUGUUUUUAUUUAUUUUUUGGUUUUGUUCUGUGGAUGUUUUUGCCAUCUUUUUUUGUAAACUCACCGUGGAUUUGGCCAGGCCCACAUGGCGAUAUCCGAAUGAAUUAUGGGGAGGAGGCCCGACAUAUUAGUAGAAAUCAGUCCACGAAAAUUCCCGAGUUUUUCGACCCAUUCAGAUUCGAUUCCGUAUUCCCAGAGCAGUAGUCUGCAACCUUAGCAGCAGGGCCAUUAUUUCAAAUAUUUAAUAAUUAUUUUGUGGA
Centruroides sculpturatus (bark scorpion) is the source of this 1304-nucleotide messenger RNA. Its product is annotated as putative fatty acid elongation protein 3. Bases 1 to 810 code for a protein of 269 amino acids. The record is from RefSeq and is a predicted model, not a curated record. NCBI's taxonomy places the organism in Eukaryota, Metazoa, Arthropoda, Arachnida, Scorpiones, Buthidae. Gene Ontology annotation, cellular component: endoplasmic reticulum membrane. Gene Ontology annotation, biological process: fatty acid elongation, saturated fatty acid; very long-chain fatty acid biosynthetic process; sphingolipid biosynthetic process. Gene Ontology annotation, molecular function: fatty acid elongase activity. The transcript has a single exon.